AUGGCAGGCGAUAAAGUUCAGAAACAAUUUCAAGUUAUCAAUAACACACUUGAACAGCUGGAAAGGCAAAUACUUAAAUAUAAGUAUAUGUUAGAUGAUAAAAAAAUUGACAAAAGACAUGUCAAUGAAUUUGAAGAAAGAAAGAAAAAAUAUGUGACUGAACUUAACAAUAUAGUGCAGGAGAAAAAAGAGAUGGAAAACAAACUUCAAGUUGAAAAUGAAAGGGAGAGAAGACAGAUGGAUGAGGAUAUCGAGAAAUUAAGAAGCCAACUAGCUCAAGCGAAAGACGAAGUUAUAAAAAUAAAAGCUGAAAAACUUAAAUUCGAAAAUGAAAUAAAGGAACAAAUAGAAAUGUAUAAAAAGGAUAAAGAACUGGUGGAAAAAAGUAUAGAUAAAUUAGGAAAGCAACUAACAGAGAUAAAACACGAUAGAGAGAAAUUAAAGAACAAUGUUGAAACUAAAGGAAUUGAGAUAGAAGAGCAAACAAAGGAGGCAAAAGAAAAGUACGACAAGGAGAAGGAAUUCGGUCUUGAGGAAUUGAAUAACAAAUCAACUCAAACACUAAGUGAAAUUAAAUAA
This is a messenger RNA of Spodoptera exigua (beet armyworm), 579 nucleotides long. The record is from the annotation of a GenBank genome assembly. NCBI's taxonomy places the organism in Eukaryota, Metazoa, Arthropoda, Insecta, Lepidoptera, Noctuidae.